Molecule: messenger RNA, 1611 nt
Organism: Laetiporus sulphureus 93-53
Lineage: Eukaryota; Fungi; Basidiomycota; Agaricomycetes; Polyporales; Laetiporaceae
Exons: 10
Coding region: 143-1504 (453 amino acids)
Biological process (GO): ubiquitin-dependent protein catabolic process
Cellular component (GO): COP9 signalosome
Source: RefSeq, a predicted model, not a curated record
AUCGCGUUCUUCACGUUCUUCCAUCCCAUUCCUUGGCUGUGUUGUUCUGAAGAGAGAGUCAAAACUUGAAGGGCUUUUGAGGGCAGUGGAAGCUCUUCCGUGAACUGGACAAGCCGAAGCAUUCGAUCUACAAGCAUCCCCCAUGGCCUCGGCAGCAGGAUCAUCUACAGCAGUGCAAGCCGGCCGCUCAGGCCCUUCGCACACGAACCAAGGGCUUUCAACUACCGAUGAAAUCGUUACGCAGAUCAGGACCACCGACAACGUUGCGGAUCUCAACCUGCGGUUGAAGAACGUAGCCUCAGCGAAGGACGUCCGCCAGACAUUCCUCUCGGGUUUGCUCUCAAGCGGGCAGGAUCCCCUCGAGACUCUUGAGUUGCCGCGGCACACGCUUGGAUAUCUUUACAUACUAUCUGCACGAUUGCAAGCGACUACAGUGCCAAAGCCCGCUUUGACCGUGAUCCAGGAGUUCUGUAGUUUAUUCGACCCUCCGCAAGCAAGACUCGCUCCAGAUCAAGUCACCGCUCUAGCCAACGGCAUCGUACAAGUGUCACAAGAGGCAGAUAAUCUCAAAGUCGCGCUCAGCCCUCUGUAUAAACUCGUUACCCGAUAUCCACCAUCGCUAUCGCAUCUCACGACGUUGCAUCGCAUGUUCGUCAUGACAUGCGUCGGCACACAACACUUCAGCGCCGCUCUGCCCGUGCUAUCGGUGCCGAUCACCAACAUCGAUUUGACCAUCUCCGACUUGACCUACAACGACAACCUCAUUUAUCACUACGCCGGUGGAGUGGCGUUCGGUGCGCUCAAGCGCUGGCGAGAAGCGGAGGAGUUCUUCGAGAUCUGCGCCAGCUCGCCCGCCCAGGUGCCGGCGGCGAUUCAACUAGAGGCGUCUAAGAAGUUGGUGCUCGUGCAGUUGAUCUUGUACGGACAGACCGUACCGCCUCCGCGAUACACCAACCCAAAUCUCACGCGUCUGCUCAAAAACUCACCGUACGGGAAGUAUAUCAAAGCGUAUCCUCUGCCACGAUCGGCUCUCUAUGCUGCUAUCGAGAAGGACAACGAGUUGUUCACCAACGAGAAGAACCUGGGACUUAUUCACCAGACCAUCGAUCGUGCCCCGCGCUGGUUGAUCAAGAAAUUGAUCUCUACUUACCUCACACUCGGGCUCGCGGACAUUGCAAAGGAGGUAUCCAUCGAUAGUGAAGACGAAAUCCGCGACAUCAUCGUCAAUAUGAUCGAGAGCGGCGAGAUCAGCGCGAGCAUCUCGGCGGACGGCACAGUGACCUUUUUGGACCCUAUCCUGCAGAUCUCGAAGGCAGAAGUGGACAAGGUGCUCAAGCAGGCGCAGGAGCAGAGCAAGCUGCUGCUGGGACUCGAACGCGCUAUGAACUCAAACAAGGACUAUCUCACGAAGGCCGUGAAACACAAGGAUGAAGCAUGGGGGCCGGAUGAUGAUAUGUACAACGCUGGCGGCGGCGGUGGCUGGGUAGAGGAAAGCGUAAUGUAAGCUCGAUUGUGUGGCCCGUCUUGUCGUGUUGCAAAUGUUGUUACUAUCGUGAUAUCGCCCUCUUGCUGGCAGCCGGCGGAAACACCAGUGCCAUAGAGCCAUGCAGU